Molecule: messenger RNA, 765 nt
Organism: Pseudogymnoascus destructans
Lineage: Eukaryota; Fungi; Ascomycota; Leotiomycetes; Thelebolales; Thelebolaceae
Exons: 1
Coding region: 1-765 (254 amino acids)
Source: RefSeq, a predicted model, not a curated record
AUGUCGGACGCAAACCUUUCAGCUUCUAUCAAUCCUCUGCAGUCACCACCAAAGCGUACUCACAAGGCUGAAGGCAUCUAUGUCAAGCACGGAACAGGUCGCCAAGUUCAUAGAGAGGUUGAGGCUAUGGAAUUUGUUCGCCAACGUACAUCUAUUCCCAUCCCCUCCGUGUUCGAAAUUUAUGUCAACGACAACGAUGCGAGUGCAAGCAGCUGGUUCUCUAUGAGCGCGAUUCCUGGAAGUCCUCUCACGGAUGCUUGGCCCAGCAUGAACGACGAAGCACGCAGAGCGACCCAGGCGGAUCUUCGCAGCUACCUCCACGAACUACGGACCGUGCCUUCUCCGACGCCAGCCUACAUCGGGUCUUGUAGUGGUGGUUCAGCAUAUGACCAUCGCCUCAACAAUGGCUAUCCUUGUGGACCCUUCGCUUCAGUAUCAGAUUUUCACGAUUUUCUUGUGGUCCCUGUGGCCAGAUGUCCUCGGCAAGAGCUAGUUACAUACUAUCGCCAACAACUUGCAGAUAAUCAUGGGGUUGUUUUUACUCACGCGGAUCUGUGCGGGGAUCAUAUAUUUGUCGAGCCAAAAACUGGAAGAAUCACUGGGAUCAUUGACUGGGAGAUGGCUGGUUGGUGGCCUGCGUAUUGGGAGUAUACUAAAUCACGGUUUGGUAGUAGAUACCAAACAUGGUGGAAGACACUGCUAGGUCAUGUUCUGGACUCACACGAGCGCGAGCUUCGAAUUGAAGAAGAUCUGCAGCAGUUCUGA